Molecule: messenger RNA, 2765 nt
Organism: Nematostella vectensis (starlet sea anemone)
Lineage: Eukaryota; Metazoa; Cnidaria; Anthozoa; Actiniaria; Edwardsiidae
Product: alpha-2A adrenergic receptor
Exons: 3
Coding region: 371-2155 (594 amino acids)
Biological process (GO): G protein-coupled receptor signaling pathway
Cellular component (GO): membrane
Molecular function (GO): G protein-coupled receptor activity
Source: RefSeq, a predicted model, not a curated record
CUUGAGUAGCCAAGUGUCACACUGACAUCUAAGACUAACAUCCGAGGUGUUAUAGCAACAGCAUAACAAAAGUAGGCUAGAUAAUUUAGACUUUCUUAAAGUACCACCCUCUCUACCACUGUUCAUAUUCCGGCGACCCCGCUCGCUUAGGUUCGCUUCAGACUCCUCCAUUACGGACCUCUCUCGACAGAGUGACUGUGACGGCGACUUGGAGCAAGUCUAUUAACCGCACUACCCAGCAAACAUGGCAACAUGAGCGCCAACAAAUAAGCUUUAAAUAACCGACUCGUCUAUUAAAGAAACCGAGAAAUAAGUUACAGCACGGAAGUCCACAGUCAAGACUGUGCUUGUCUUACGGAAACGAAAAGCGAUGGAGUGCGCCAACUGUUCCUUCAACUCAUCGACAAAGAUACCUUUGACAUUUGCGGAGGUUAUCGGGAAGCCACAAGUAGCGCUAAUGUUCGUCUUUCUCACGUUUUUGAUGCUUUGGAUACUGGUUGGUAAUUUCUUGGUGGUUUGGACGGUGUAUGUGACACGAAGGAUGCACUUUGCUGCCUUCUACUUCGUGGCGAGUUUGUCAGUGGCUGACUUUCUGGUUGGCCUGCUGGUUCUGCCUAUAUCGAUAGCGUAUCAUCUUAUUUACGAAAUGAAAGGUCAAUGGACAUUUGGACUCCACACGUGUAACUUCUGGCUAUUCGCUAACUUCUGGUUCUGCUCGGCGUCUGUCUUCAACCUGUGUCUUGUCAGCUGGGAUCGAUAUGUCGCCGUGACGUCACCACUCCACUACCAAACGCGCAUGUGCGAGGAGCGCGUCGUCAAACUGAUCGCUGGAAACUGGGCGUGGUCGCUUGUCCUGGCGGGAUGUCUCAUCAUCGGUUUUCACUUCUCUCAGCAGAGAGUGAUUUGCUCCGUGAAGGGAAUAGACCCAGAGAUUCUCCUUGUUGCUGUAAUAACCAUGUUUAUACUACCUUGUAUUUUCCUUGUCUUCGUCAACCUUAAAGUAUGGUUCAUAACGCGUCGCCAUCACCAUCAAAUCGGGAUUAGCAAAACUCUUGAGCUUUCAUGUACCACACGCUAUCCCGAAUCGAUUCCGCAAGAAAACCCGCGCAAGUGGUCGAUCCCGCGGGACACAUGCGAACUAGGUCGCCUGUCAAAAAGAAGCUUGCGAGGUAGGGCUUAUCCACGACGAAAAACAUCUGUAAUAGUCAUGAUCCCAAGAGAUGUCUCACUGUCGAUACUCCAGGAAGUCCCGAACGAAUCUUCGAUCACAUGGGUGACAAAGAACUAUUCGAUCCCGCGCGAAACCCGGAAAAACUCUUCGAUCCUGCGUGAGACCCGGAAUGACUCUUCGAUCCCGCGUGAGACCCGGAAUGACUCAUCGACCCCGCGUGAGACCCGGAAUGACUCAUCGAUCACACGAGAGACACCAAACAACGCUUUAAUCACAAGGGAUACCCCGAACGACUCUUCGAUCUCGCGCGAAACCCCAAACGACUCUUCGAUCACGCGCGGGACCCCGAACGACUUUACGAUCACGCGCGAGACCCCGAACGACUCUUCGAUCCCGCACAAGAUCCUACACGACACUUGGAUCCCGCGUGAGAUCACGCACGACUCUUCGAUCCCGCGCGAGACCCCGGACGACUCUUCUAUCCCGUGCGAGACCUCGAACGACACUUCGAUUCCGCGAGAAGUCAUGAACGAUACUUGGAUCUCGCAUGAGAUCCCUAACGACUCGGACUCCUCGAACCCUAACAACUCUUCUAUCCCGUGGAAGAUCACGAACGACUCUUCGAUACGACGAAAAACUCCGAGCGUCUCAUCGUUUCCGAGAGACGAAGUGGAACAAGUUAAAGAAUCUAAAUAUGUGCGAGGACUGUUUGAUAGAGGAAGACGGCGAACGAUCAAACAAGAGAUCAAGACAUUUCGCAUAUUCCUGGUUGUCAUUGGUGUUUUCGUGGCUUGUUGGACGCCUUUUUUCGUGGUGAUGCUGAUGGGAAUAUUUUCGCCUGUGUCGGGUUUUGUUCUGUACAUCACUAUCGUCUUGACGUAUUGUAAUAGUGCGUUGAACUCGCUUAUUUACGGAGUGCUCAGUCGCAACUGUAGACGUGCAAUGCGAUCUAGCAUCUCCCUAAAGCGAUGGAAAUCAAUGUAGUUGUUACCAUGGUGAUUAUCGUUAGAGAUACGCACAAGGCAGCCGCUGCGUGCACAGGGGGAUGUGCGUUUCCCUCCCUCCCACGGCGGCCAAAUAGCUGGUCAUUUCUUAUUACGGAAUCUUUUCUGAAACCUAUGACCUCGCAGCCCCUCAGUCAAUCCUGGGAACGCGCCUGGUAGGCCACCACUCUCACGACUAUUCAAAAACUUGAGAGAACAGGGCCGUAGCAGGGUUGGGGACUGGGGAAAAAAUUGUAUUGUAUUAGGAAAUGACUAGUAAGGGCGUGGCUGGGGACUGGGGGCACGUGCCCCAAAAUAUUGUAUUAGGAAAUGACUAGUAAGGGCUUGGCUGUGCCACCUAUAUUUUCUUAAUGUCCCCCCCCCCCCCCUAAUCAUUUUGAGGCCUGCUGCGGCACUGGUAUAAUUAUCAGCAUGGUGACAGACAUCCUCCUCCUCUACUGUUAUUGUUGUAUCAACCGACCGGGUUAACAUUCCCUGCUAUCAGAGGCCUCUUUUCUCUGUAUUUCGCUGGGCUGGAGUUCGCGAGGAAAAGAUACCUCUGCCAUGGGUCGAAACUGUUUCUGUUGCGCAUGCGUGAGCGUUAAUAAGCG